UGAAGUGCCUGUGCUGAAACCAUGACCAGAUGGGCUAGAGUGACUACCUCAAAUAGUAAGAGACCCUUGUCUGCGACAUCAUGGGAGGACAUGAAGAAAGGAUCUGCAGAGAGCUCAGACCAAAGUCUUCCAAAGCAUAAACAACGUCAGUUUGGUAGGCUACCCCUUAAAAAUGAUACCCCUCAAGCAAAACAUAAAAAGAACAAAAAGAAAAGAGUACUUAAAUGAGGAUGUGAAUGGAUUCAUGGAAUACCUAAAACAGAAUUCGCAGAGGCUUCACAAUGGAGAGUUGAUAGCAACAGACAGCCAGGAAGUCCGGAAAGAAGUCGCAGUGGCCUUAAAGAAAGACAACCAAUGGGAAGAAAGACGGUUAAAAAGACAAGCAGCAAAGAAGAAUGCAAUGGUAUGUUUCCAUUGUAGAAGACCUGGGCAUGGAGUUGCCGAUUGCCCGGCUGCACUGGAAAGUCAGGACAUGGGCACUGGCAUUUGUUACCGCUGCGGGUCCACAGAGCACGAGAUCACAAAGUGCAGAGCUAGCAUAGACCCUGCUCUUGGUGAAUUUCCUUUUGCAAAAUGUUUUGUCUGUGGAGAACUCGGGCAUCUGUCCAGGUCCUGCCCUGAAAAUCCCAAAGGAGUCUAUGCUGACGGUGGCGGCUGUACACUCUGCGGCUCUGUGGGACAUUUUAAGAAAGAUUGCCCUGAAAAUCAGAAUUCAGAUCGGAUGGUCACAGUUGGUCGCUGGACACAGGGAAUGAGUGCAGACUAUGAAGAAGUUCUGGAUCUGCCCAAAGCGCAGAAACCGAAAACUAAGUAGCCAAAGUUGUUCAUUUUUAAUAAGAGUUGAUUAUGUUGUU
Messenger RNA from Phodopus roborovskii (desert hamster), 854 nucleotides. RefSeq names its product zinc finger CCHC domain-containing protein 9-like. The transcript has a single exon. The record is from RefSeq and is a predicted model, not a curated record. Gene Ontology annotation, molecular function: nucleic acid binding; zinc ion binding. The coding region runs from base 173 to 814 and encodes 213 amino acids. NCBI's taxonomy places the organism in Eukaryota, Metazoa, Chordata, Mammalia, Rodentia, Cricetidae.